AUGGUUCUCCUCAACACCACUCCCCAGAUCCUAUCCGCCAUCUCGUCCCUCUCCACCUCCGAGCGCACAUCACUCGGUACUGACCUCGACCUCCCCACUACGACCAGUGCCCCCAUCGAGCACAAUACUCUCAUUGCACUCUCCCGGCUCACCAAGCGAUUCACGCUCAACACCCUAUUACACGGCACUCACGUCUACAUCGCGCCUGCGCCAUCGAAGCCCGAGCCCUCGCCGCAGUAUGUGGAACUCAUGGCACGGCUGCGCAGGGAGCAGGAGCAGCGCGAGUACGCCGCCCUAGUGUCGAAGCGGAGAGUCGAGGAGGAACUGGCCACGGGCGGACACGAUGACAUAAGUCCAUCGCUCGUGCUGAAUAUUCUGCUCAGUGUGGUCAUGUGUGCUGCGGCCAUGUUGUACCUGACUAGAUGGUGGAACAACGACGGUGUUCGAGUUCUUGUGUCGCUCGGCACAGGGUUCGUCGUCGGAAUUGCUGAAGUGACUGUCUAUGCUGCCUAUCUGCGGAACGUGCGGGUCAGUAGAGAGAAGGAGAGUGCCAAGCGUGAGAAGAAGCAGUUUAUUGCAGAGUUUCGCGGCGAUGAGCCCCCCAUACCGUUGCAUCAUAUCGUCGAUGAAAGCCAAGAGAUUUGGGGUCGUGGAAAACAUGGUGGCAUGAGAAGACGAGUGCGAGAAAAAUGGGAGAAGGACCAGGACAAGAAGAAUUCCUAA
Messenger RNA from Exophiala bonariae, 723 nucleotides. RefSeq lists its product as uncharacterized. Gene Ontology annotation, cellular component: endomembrane system. The coding region runs from base 1 to 723 and encodes 240 amino acids. The transcript has a single exon. Lineage: Eukaryota; Fungi; Ascomycota; Eurotiomycetes; Chaetothyriales; Herpotrichiellaceae. The record is from RefSeq and is a predicted model, not a curated record. Gene Ontology annotation, biological process: vacuolar proton-transporting V-type ATPase complex assembly.